AUGUCAGAUAAAAACGUGACAUUUGUGAAAGACUUUGUCAUUGUUGGUUUUCCUGGACUUCAUCCUAACUACUAUGUCCUUGUAUCUGCAGUUAUGUUCUUAGUUUAUGUGUGCACUUUGGUAGGAAAUGGAAUUUUUCUUCUUUUGUUUACAACAAACAAAACCCUUCAUAAACCCAUGUAUUUAAUUUAUAUAAGUCUUGUGGUAUCUGAUGUAUUGUUCAGUACAUGCACCCUACCAAAAAUUAUUGCUAAAUAUUGGUUUCAAGAUGGGACCAUUUCUUUUGCAGCUUGUUUUUUUCAGAUGUACUUAGUGCAUUAUUUCGGUGCAGUCAAUUCAUACACACUAGCGGUAAUGGCAAUAGAUAGAUAUAUAGCAGUUUGCUACCCCUUUCGUUAUCACCGUAUUAUGUCAAAUAGAAAUAUAUUAAUUCUGUCCAUAAUAGUCUGGGUUUUUGCUCACCUUAGCAUUAUAAUGAUGAUUGUUCGUGCUUAUCCUCUCCCUUACUGUGGAGCCAACACCAUCAUACACUGCUAUUGUGAUCAUAUAUCUAUUACCCGACUUGCAUGCACUGAUAGGGCGCCUUAUAGUCUUCCAGCUUUUGUUUAUGCCAUGGUCAUAUUGCUGGGAUCUCUUGCAAUAAUUUUGUUCUCAUAUUUCUGCAUCAUUUUAGCUGUCCUACAAAUAUCAAGUACACAAGGGAUGCUAAAGGUUUUUUCUACCUGUAGUUCUCAACUUGUUAUAAUAGCACUGUUCUUUUUACCCAGGUGUUUUUAUUACGUAGCUGCAAACAUAGGUAUUACAUUUAAUUCUGAUUUGCAAAUAGCCAUCGUUAUGCUUUAUAGCCUGCUACCUCCAAUGAUCAAUCCUUUACUGUAUAGUCUAAAAACAGAAGAAGUAAAAAAAAUCCUGUUUAGUAAAUUAAAAAAAAGGCCAAGUUAG
This is a messenger RNA of Clarias gariepinus (North African catfish), 942 nucleotides long. Its product is annotated as olfactory receptor 2AT4-like. The coding region runs from base 1 to 942 and encodes 313 amino acids. Gene Ontology annotation, cellular component: membrane. The record is from RefSeq and is a predicted model, not a curated record. Lineage: Eukaryota; Metazoa; Chordata; Actinopteri; Siluriformes; Clariidae. The transcript has a single exon. Gene Ontology annotation, molecular function: olfactory receptor activity; G protein-coupled receptor activity. Gene Ontology annotation, biological process: G protein-coupled receptor signaling pathway.